Synchytrium microbalum is the source of this 1323-nucleotide messenger RNA. RefSeq lists its product as uncharacterized. The transcript has 6 exons. Bases 1 to 1323 code for a protein of 440 amino acids. Gene Ontology annotation, molecular function: thiosulfate-cyanide sulfurtransferase activity; URM1 activating enzyme activity; adenylyltransferase activity. The record is from RefSeq and is a predicted model, not a curated record. Gene Ontology annotation, biological process: protein urmylation; tRNA wobble position uridine thiolation. Gene Ontology annotation, cellular component: cytosol; cytoplasm. Lineage: Eukaryota; Fungi; Chytridiomycota; Chytridiomycetes; Synchytriales; Synchytriaceae.
AUGGAAGCCCAUCAAUCUCCAGACACCAUUCAAGACCUGAGACGAGAAAUUGAAGCUCUUCGCAACGAGAAUGCUCAAUUACGAGGCCAGCUUGGGCUUCAAUCGUCCAUAUUUCAACAAACAUCGACAUUAAAAUCAGAGGAUUUGACCCGAUGGGACAUUGCUCGAUAUUCCCGACAACUCCUUGUACCUGAUAUUGGUGUUAAAGGGCAACGAGCGCUUAAGGCAUCAUCAAUAUUAGUAGUCGGUGCUGGAGGAUUGGGAGCUCCAUCAAUAUUAUAUCUGGCUGCUGCUGGAGUAGGAAGAAUUGGGAUUGUCGAUCACGAUCAAGUAGAAGCUAGUAACUUGCAGCGACAAGUCAUUCAUGAUGAGACUCGUGUUGGAAUGUCGAAAGCUGCUUCUGCCAGGCUGAGUGUACAGAGACUGAACUCUCUUAUUGAAGCGGUUGAUCAUCAAGUCCUGUUGGACUCUUCGAACGCCAUGGAGAUCAUAUCACAGUAUGAUAUCGUACUAGACGCAACAGACAACGCAGCAACCCGAUACCUCCUAAAUGACGCUUGUGUCCUACUACACAAGACCCUUAUAUCAGCAUCAGCGCUCCGUAUGGAUGGCCAACUCUCCGUUUACCACCACAAAACCCCAUCGACAAACAUAUAUUCACCAUGCUAUCGAUGCAUCUUCCCAACUCCACCGCCGCCAGAAACAGUGACCAACUGUUCCGAUGGUGGUAUAUUGGGCGUCGUUACUGGAGUCAUGGGAUGUAUACAGGCCUUAGAAGCUAUACGUAUCAUUGUUGGAUCUGAGUCUGCGUAUGCUGGGAAACUAUUGAUGUUUGAUGCUAGUGAGUGUUCUUUCAGGAGUGUGAAGUUACGAAAACGGAAGGUGGAUUGUGCUGUCUGUGGAGAUGAGCCUAGUAUAACGGGGUUGAUUGAUUACGUGCAGUUUUGUGGUGCUGGACCUCAUGACAAGACGCUAUCACAACACGUCUUAUCUCCAAAGGACCGUACAUCAGCCAAAGAAUAUUCUCUUGUACGAGAAUCCGGCAUUCCUCAUCUCUUAUUGGACGUGCGUCAAAAUAUAGAGUUUGAUAUUUGUUCUCUGCCUGGAUCUACAAAUAUACCAUUAUCACAACUUGAAUCUCGAAUCGACGAAAUCAAAACAUCGUUACUGAAAGAGGUAUAUGUGAUUUGCAGACGAGGGAAUGAUUCGCAGUUGGCUGUCAGGAGCUUGAUUGCGCGUCAUUCAGUGACGGGUGUUAAAGAUGUUGUCGGUGGGCUUGUUGCAUGGACGAGGGAAGUCGAUCCUGGGUUUCCAGAGUAUUGA